UUUUGAGUGUCAGAGAGAAACAGAGAAGUUUCAGCUUCCCCCACAAAAGCCAUGAGCAGUGAGAAGGAAGCGCAACCAUCAAUGGAGAUCGACGAUUCGGCUAACGUCCUCGAUCUCACUAGCUGCCAGCUCCACAGUCUCGAGACGAUCGAGCUACCACCGACGCUGACUGAGCUGGACCUCACGGCGAACCGUUUGUCGGGAUUGGACUCGAGGAUCGCUCAGCUCUCUGCGCUCAAGAAGCUUUCUCUUCGCCAGAACCUAAUCGAUGAUUCCGCCGUCGAGCCUUUAUCUCGCUGGGACGCCUUGUCCGAUCUCGAGGAGCUGAUCCUCAGAGAUAACAAACUAGCGAAAGUUCCAGAGAUAGGCAUAUUCUCAAAGCUUUUGGUUUUCGACGUAUCUUUCAACGAGAUCACUUCGUUGCAAGGGCUAUCAAAGGCAUCCACCACGCUCAAGGAGCUCUACGUGUCUAAGAACGAAGUUAACAAGAUUACGGAGAUUGAACACUUGCGCGACUUGCAGAUUCUUGAACUCGGUUCUAAUAGAUUGCGGGUAAUGGAGAAUAUGGAGAACUUCACAAAAUUAGAUGAAUUAUGGCUUGGGAGAAACCGUAUCAAAGUUGUGAACCUGUGUGGGCUCAGAUGUAUUAAAAAGAUUAGCUUGCAGAGUAAUCGGUUAACCUCUAUGAAAGGAUUUGAGGACUGUGUUGCUCUUGAGGAGUUGUAUUUGAGCCAUAAUGGUAUCUCAAAAAUGGAAGGCUUGAGUGGAUUGGUUAACCUACGGGUGUUGGACCUGUCGAACAACAAGCUCACGUCAGUUGAUGACAUUCAGAACCUCACAAAGUUGGAAGAUUUAUGGCUUAAUGACAACCAGAUAGAAUCACUUGAAGCAAUCACAGAAGCUGUUGCAGGCUCAAAAGAGAAGCUGACCACUAUCUACCUCGAAAAUAACCCUUGUGCCAAGUCUUCCGAUUACGUUGCUGUGGUCAGACAAAUCUUCCCAAAUUUGGAGCAAAUAGACUCUAACUUAUUUGCUUGAAGAUGUGACGUUUCUCGUCGCUUCCUCAUAUAGUUUAGAAGACUUCAGAGCAUGGUCAUCAAAUCCAAGAAAUCAGGCAAAAAACACAGAUAUCUGGAAAUAUACACGUGUCUGCUGUUUAUCAUAAAGAAGUGCAAAUGAGCAAAUCGAAUCGUUGUCUUCAUCGAUAUUUUAUCAAAACAGUUCUCGUGCUCCCUUGCAAGCAAGCCUGUUUUUGGUCUGUAAGCAGUAUUUGGAAGUCUGAGGUUGUCUUUGUUUUCCCCUGACAUUCUUUAUCUUUUCUUUCCGCUUCAUAUGUGAGUGUUAAGUACUGGGAAGUUGCUAUGUUGAGAUUUUACUACUGAUUGGUUACUAUUUGUUAAGUUUUUGGGCUUUUAUUUGUAGACAAAGGCACCUUCUAAGACGGGAUGAUGCCGCAAAGAAGUAUGUUCUUCCUAUUACUAGUGUGUCAAGUUAAUGUACCCAGAACUAGUGUCAGUCUGUCAAGUUAAUGUACCCAGAAUACAUUCUUGAAAAAUAAAAUAUCAUUUAUAGGUUUUGAUA
Messenger RNA from Raphanus sativus (radish), 1581 nucleotides. RefSeq names its product protein phosphatase 1 regulatory inhibitor subunit PPP1R7 homolog. The coding region runs from base 52 to 1038 and encodes 328 amino acids. Gene Ontology annotation, molecular function: protein binding. Lineage: Eukaryota; Viridiplantae; Streptophyta; Magnoliopsida; Brassicales; Brassicaceae. The transcript is spliced from 6 exons. The record is from RefSeq and is a predicted model, not a curated record.